CCCAUUCUCGCCAUCUGAACUAAACAAGUUACACAACCUGGGAUAAGGGGGAUAUUUUACUCGGGACGAGCUUGAGAUACCUCUCAAGUCUCCUUUUCAGAAUAUUCACUCUCCCACAAUAUACAAGUUCAACAUCUAUUCGAUUGAGUUUUAGUUCCGGUCCCGUUUCGCCAUCAUGGCCAUCGCAAGGCCUAUCCGGCUCCUUGGAGCAGUUGGAAUCUUAGGGGUUCUGCUGGUCCUGUACAAAUUUUCGCAUUCGACAACCGGCGGAUUUACGCCUGUUGGCACAGAUAAAAUAUCAGAUAUGAAAAGGGAUCCCUUACUAGAUCCAACGGGAGAACCUGAAGGUAUAUUAUGGCGAGCCGAGGAGCACGAUUAUUCCCCCGAAAGCGAGAAUUCCGCACGUAUCAAUGCGACGCUUCUGUCGUUGGUUCGCAAUCAAGAGCUCACUGAACUUGUCACGACAAUGAAGGACCUGGAACGUACAUGGAACCACAAAUUCAAUUACCCAUGGACAUUCUUGAACGACGAACCUUUUACGCCUGAGUUUAAGAAAAGAACUCAGGAGGUCACAAAGGCGAAAUGCUAUUAUGAACAAGUCCCCAAAGACCACUGGGAAGCUCCCGAAUGGAUCGACGACGAGUUAGUCAAAGAAUCGAAUAAAAUCUUAGAAGAGAAUAAUAUCCAAUACAGCGACAAACCUUCAUACCACAAAAUGUGUCGAUGGAACAGCGGCAUGUUCUACAAGCACCCAGCUCUGGCCAACACUCGAUACUAUUGGCGAGUCGAACCGAAUGUUCAAUUUUUCUGCAACGUUGACUACGACGUCUUUAGAUAUAUGCAAGAUUACAACAAGACAUAUGGAUUCACAAUCAACCUCUUCGAUGCGCCGGAAAGUCUGCCCACUCUCUGGCCCGAGACUGAACGGUUCCUUGCCGAACAUCCCGAAUAUAUUAGCGAGAAUAACAUGAUGGAAUGGCUAGUGGACGAUAAGUUGCGACCAGAACAUAACAAGAAAGCCAACGGCUACUCUACCUGCCAUUUCUGGUCGAAUUUUGAGAUUGGUGAUAUGAACUUCUUCCGCAGUGAGGCCUAUGAGGCUUACUUCAACCACCUUGAUCGUGCCGGUGGAUUCUUCUAUGAACGAUGGGGUGAUGCUCCUGUUCACUCGAUUGCUUUGGGUCUUUUUGAAGAUGCAAGCAAGGUUCAUUGGUUCCGAGACAUUGGCUACCGUCACAUUCCCUACUUCAACUGUCCCAAUUCACCCAAAUGCUCAGGUUGUACACCCGGCAAAUUCUACGAGGGAGCAUCUUUCUUGGCCAAAGAAGAUUGCCGUCCAAACUACUUCAAGUAUGUUGGAACCCAUUGAUCAUGUUCAUGGUCAUGGUACAUAAUGUGUUAUGACAUUAUUCUUUUGUAUCUAUCCUUCCCCCUUCCGACUUCAUUCCUCCUGUAAUUUUACAGACGAAUUGUUUAUGAGACUAUUGUUCAUUAUAUAUGAAUCUAUCUUGGAAAUAAUACAGCGGAGAACGGCGUUUUUCAAUGUUUUCAGUUCUUUUGAUUCAGAGCUUUGGAAGAAAUUGUGAUUACUCGUAUACAAGAUACAUACAAAAUGCACUUAUCUAUUGUACCUUG
This is a messenger RNA of Talaromyces stipitatus ATCC 10500, 1635 nucleotides long. RefSeq names its product alpha-1,2-mannosyltransferase (Ktr4), putative. The transcript is spliced from 4 exons. The record is from RefSeq and is a predicted model, not a curated record. Lineage: Eukaryota; Fungi; Ascomycota; Eurotiomycetes; Eurotiales; Trichocomaceae. Gene Ontology annotation, biological process: protein N-linked glycosylation; protein O-linked glycosylation; cell wall mannoprotein biosynthetic process. Gene Ontology annotation, cellular component: Golgi apparatus; membrane. Gene Ontology annotation, molecular function: alpha-1,2-mannosyltransferase activity. Bases 176 to 1369 code for a protein of 397 amino acids.